AUCAACAUCCAGAUUCUUCGUCUCCUUCUUCAUCGAUAUCUCCAACCCUCGACUUUUCAUCUUCUUUUUUGAAACGAUCAUAGAUUAAACCUCCGCAUAACUCCAUCUUUUACAAUCAAUCCUCCAUCAAAUCCCCAUUUAUGGCUUCGUUUCGGUUUACUCCAUCCAUGUGUAUAUAUAUAUAUAUGUUCUCUUCACCCCUUCCUCUUGAUCGCUUUUUUCAUCCACACAGAAAAUCUCUCACUCGAUGAAUUCCAAGAGCAACUCCGGCGCUCUGAUGUCCAAGCAAGCUGAUGGCGUUAACGGUGCUAUCUCCGCCGCGUCAAAAAAAGAGACUGGCAGUAAGGGUGACUCCUCCGCCAAUGCUAGGUCCGGCUUUCCCGGAAAGGAUGGUGUUUCCUCCGCCGUACCAAACAACCAGAGCGGCGGAGCCGGUAACUCUUCAGCCAAAGCUGUCUCCUGCUAUGGUGGAGACCCUAAACAAUUUAGACCACCCCUGCAAGGCCGUCCUGUCCUCCGACGUGCCCACCAGGCGUAUGGGUCAAUCCGGUGUCCACUCCGCAAAACCCGCUCCAGUGUUGUCCUUUGCGGAUGUGAAAUUCGGUCCUCAGGAAGCUGAGUUAAAGUUUCGGCUUAUUCAUUUAUGGGAAGCUCGGAACCCACACUCGAAGACACUUAUUGGUCUAGAGAUGCUUCUGAUUGAUGAACAGGGUACCGGGUUGCUGAACAAGACGUGACCAUCACGUUCUCAUGGAACUCUGUUCUCUCCCCUGUCAAGGAUUGUUCGGUUCAGAUUCCUGAAGACCGGUUCCGGUUCUAUGGAUAUGCUGAGUUUGAACCGGCCUGUGACCUGCAGAUGGAUCUUCAUGAUUUUGUUGGCCACAUGAAGCUAGUGAAUGGCAAGCCUCUGAGUGAAGGUAUGGUGCUUGAUGAGGCCGAGAUAGCUUCUACGCGACGUAUCUUGCUUCACGUUCAAACCCAUGGUGGUCCUGUGAUGAAGCUCUGCCUAUGGGACAAAGCUGCUAUGGAUUUCUGCCUGAAGUUCAAAGCGCAAGGAAACACUCCAAGUGUUAUUCUGGUGACCACUUUAAACCCAAAGCGACUUGGAGGCGCUUUUACUCUCAGCACCCUGUCUCCUUCUCGUGUGUUUUUUGACCGGGAUGUUCAACCAACCAGGGAAUAUCUGAUUUGGUUGAGUUCAAACAUGGAUGUUGCUACCAGGGUGAAUGCCGAUAUUGUCACCAAGGCUGAGAAAGCUACUAUUGCGGAACUAUUCUCAUACAUGAAGCAGGGAGGAGCAAAGGUCGCUUGGUUUGAGUGCACCACAACUAUUGAUGGUGUUGUGCCAUCAUCUGCAUGGUAUUAUAUAGCAUGCGGUGAGUGCAAGACUAAGGCAACCAAAUAGACCACCACACUUAUGUGUAAGAAAUGUGGAAAAGCUGAAGUCACCGGUGUAGCCCAGUACCUUACCAAGCUCUCUGUGUAUGACAACACUGACCACGCCACCUUUGUGCUUCUCGGUGAUGCUGGCCGUGAGUUGACUGGGAGGAAAGCCUCGGAAUUUGUUGAGAGCUACUUUGAUGCCAACGAAAGCUUGGUCGAUGAUUACGUAGUGCCGGUGCCAGAAGCUCUCAUCGCCACCAUUGGGCAAACUCACAAGUUCAGUGUGAAGAUUGCCAAUCACAAUCUCACCGGCAAGACCAUAGCUUUGACUGUCACAAAGGUACACCCUCCUGAAGCUCCAGCACCAGAAGUAGGCAUCGGAGAAAAUGUGAUUGUCCCUGCUGCUGAUGGAACUUUGGAGUUGGGAACUGAUGAGAAUGGUUCUUCUACUGGGAAUGCAGAAGCUGCUGAAGAAAGGGUGAAAAGGGGUUCUGGUACGGCUGAGACAGGAGAAGCUAAACGUGCCAAAUGUGGCUAAUAUGUUUGAAGUAUUAGUUUGGUUUCACUAAAAAACUAUGCUUUCUCACAUUUUUACAUUCAGACUUUGCCUUGGUGGUUAAUAAUUGUGAGGUUCUGGUUUUGGUUUAUUAAAAGACUGCUUUUUUAUA
Raphanus sativus (radish) is the source of this 2051-nucleotide messenger RNA. RefSeq lists its product as uncharacterized. The coding region runs from base 857 to 1405 and encodes 182 amino acids. The record is from RefSeq and is a predicted model, not a curated record. The transcript is spliced from 10 exons. Lineage: Eukaryota; Viridiplantae; Streptophyta; Magnoliopsida; Brassicales; Brassicaceae.